This is a messenger RNA of Populus nigra (black poplar), 680 nucleotides long. RefSeq names its product STS14 protein. Bases 49 to 597 code for a protein of 182 amino acids. The transcript has a single exon. NCBI's taxonomy places the organism in Eukaryota, Viridiplantae, Streptophyta, Magnoliopsida, Malpighiales, Salicaceae. The record is from RefSeq and is a predicted model, not a curated record.
GACCCUCAGCUGAAAAUCACUUGACCUUGUAAAAAUCUAGCUAAAGAAAUGGCUUGCUCCUCCUUGCUUCCCCUUCUGUUUCUAGCUUUAUGCCACAGCUCAACCCAAGUUGCAGCUCCUGCAUCAGACCAUAACCCCACCCAAGUCACAACAGCUCCAGUUCCACUGCCAAGUGUGGCUAAAGAGUUCCUACAGUCUCACAACCAAGCAAGAUCAGCGGUUGGUGUUGGCCCUCUCAAGUGGAGCGAGAUGCUAGCCAAUGCCACAAGCAGACUAGUCAGGUACCAAAGGAACAAAAUGGGUUGCCAGUUUGCAAACUUGAGCAACAGUAAGUAUGGUGCAAAUCAGUUAUGGGCUAGUGGCAUGGCUGUGACUCCACUCAUGGCUGUUGAUCACUGGGUACAAGAGAAGAAUUACUAUAACCACACUAACAAUUCCUGUGCACCAAGCCAUAGGUGUGGAGUUUACACACAGGUGGUGUGGAGGAAAUCUUUGGAGUUGGGGUGUGCACAAGCUACAUGCGUGAAGGACCAAGCUAGCUUAACUAUUUGUUUUUAUAAUCCUCCUGGGAAUAUUAUAGGGGAAAGCCCAUAUUAGACAAGUUAUAGCUAGUUAAAUCUCUGGUUAACUGUUUGUGCAUCGUUGGAACUUGUUUAAGAGUUGUUUUUACCUUUUUUGAA